Molecule: messenger RNA, 293 nt
Organism: Aplysia californica (California sea hare)
Lineage: Eukaryota; Metazoa; Mollusca; Gastropoda; Aplysiida; Aplysiidae
Product: mitogen-activated protein kinase-binding protein 1-like
Molecular function (GO): protein binding
Source: RefSeq, a predicted model, not a curated record
AUGUGUGGUCGUGCUCUUCAACCCAAGGCGAAACAAACAAAGCCACAUCUUCAACGCCAGCAAGAAGACCAUCACCGCCUUGUCCAUCUCCUCGGAUGGGAAACUUCUGGCCACCGGAGAGACUGGCCACCAGCCGGCGGUCCGCGUGUGGGAUGUGGUGGAGAAGACGCAGCUGGCCGAGUUCCGCGGUCACAAGUUCGGCAUCAACUGUGUGGUGAGUACAAUAUAUGGUCGCUUUUAAGCACAAGGGGGCAAUCCUGAAAAGUGCUGUUUUUGAGAAAAUCGAAAGUAAA